AGAACAUCUGGGAAAACAGAGAAACCACUCCCUCUGCGAUCAUAUAUAUAAUCAGGCCCUGCUGAGGUCUGAUUCAGUAACAAGGCUCAUCAAACUCUGUGAUUUGCUCUUUCACAGUAGUUCUGCAUCAACAUCAUGGCAAGCAUUUAUGGAGACAUCAUGAAAAUAGACACCACCGGUGCAUCAGAGAGGACAGCAAAACAAGACAAAUUAACCAUAAAGGGAGUUGAAGCCUCUAAAAAACUGGCUGAGAAUGAUCUGGCCCGGAUGGAGAAAUACAAGAGUAUGAUUAUCAAAGUUGGCAGAGCAAAGCAGAUGGAACCGGCUGUGAUUGCUGCCAUCAUAUCCAGAGAGUCCAGAGCCGGAGCCGUUCUGAAGGAUGGGUGGGGCGACCAUGGCAAUGGCUUUGGCCUCAUGCAGGUCGACAAACGCUACCACGCUCCAAAAGGUACAUGGGACAGUGAGCUGCAUGUCACACAGGCUACUGAGAUACUCAUUGGCUUUAUUAAAGAAGUUAAAGUAAAAUUUCCCAAAUGGACACAAGAGCAAUGCUUUAAAGGGGGAAUAUCAGCCUACAACGCAGGAGUGAAGAACGUCCAAACAUAUGAGCGCAUGGACAUCGGCACCACAGGAGAUGAUUACUCCAAUGAUGUUGUCGCCAGAGCCCAGUGGUUCAAAAGCAAGGGUUACUGAAGAACAUAUGAACCUGUAAACCCCUUACAUUACAAGAUUACAAACCCCGAUCCCUAAAAUGAGGCCUACUGUAUUGCUAUAGUAGUUAAAAAUAGUUAUUAGGUGUUGAUGUAAUCUUUCUCUUUUAAGAGUCUGUGGUGUUUUCUAAAUGAAACUACACAGUGCAUUUCACGUGAUGAUAGUAAUGCAGAUCUGAUUAAAUAAAACUCAUUUAUUUACUCAAA
Carassius carassius (crucian carp) is the source of this 917-nucleotide messenger RNA. Its product is annotated as lysozyme g-like. Gene Ontology annotation, biological process: peptidoglycan catabolic process; defense response to Gram-positive bacterium. The coding region runs from base 136 to 693 and encodes 185 amino acids. Gene Ontology annotation, molecular function: lysozyme activity. Gene Ontology annotation, cellular component: extracellular region. NCBI's taxonomy places the organism in Eukaryota, Metazoa, Chordata, Actinopteri, Cypriniformes, Cyprinidae. The transcript is spliced from 5 exons. The record is from RefSeq and is a predicted model, not a curated record.